AUGGCGACCGUCGCCGAGCUGAAAGCGGCCCUGAAGGAGGCGCUGGCGCGGCGUGGCGCGCUGGGGCAGGUGCGGGCGCGCGUUCGGGCCGAGGUCUUCGCCGCGCUGGACGAUCCGGGCGAGCCGCGCCCCGCCGCCCCCCGCGAGACCCUCCUGCUGAACGAGCUCAUCCGCGAGUACCUGCAGUUCCACCGGCACAACGCGAGCGCCUCCGUCUUCCUAGCCGAGUCCGGCCAGCCCGAAAUCCCCCUGGACCGGGAGUUCCUCGCCAAGGAGCUGCACGUGGUGGAAGACCCCAGCAGCAGAUCCGUGCCACUUUUGUAUGGAAUUCUCACUCAGCUGUUACAAGGCAAUGAAGAGAAGCCCCCCACACACAUGUUUCCCAGAGCCCCCUCAUUGGCACCUUCAAAGUGGACUACCAGCAAGCCAUCUAAUUAAAGCAGCCAAAUGGAAACUGUUGCAGACUCGGAACAUGGUGUGAGGCUUUUGAAGAUACAUGGGGUUCACAAGGCAUUCAUAAAUAAAGUAACCACAUUUUUUAUGAGUAGCAGCUGUUUACAUUUAUUAUUGUGGUAAUCUGCUUGGUCCAAUAAAAUGGUUGAUUCAGAAGGGCAA
Molecule: messenger RNA, 615 nt
Organism: Protobothrops mucrosquamatus (brown spotted pit viper)
Lineage: Eukaryota; Metazoa; Chordata; Lepidosauria; Squamata; Viperidae
Gene: CEP20
Product: FGFR1OP N-terminal like
Exons: 5
Coding region: 1-438 (145 amino acids)
Biological process (GO): cilium assembly; microtubule anchoring
Cellular component (GO): motile cilium; ciliary basal body; centrosome
Molecular function (GO): protein binding
Source: RefSeq, a predicted model, not a curated record